Elaeis guineensis (African oil palm) is the source of this 2685-nucleotide messenger RNA. The record is from RefSeq and is a predicted model, not a curated record. NCBI's taxonomy places the organism in Eukaryota, Viridiplantae, Streptophyta, Magnoliopsida, Arecales, Arecaceae.
AUAAAACUCUUGACCAAUCGUGUAAUUCUUCAUACCAUACAGGGGUAAUUUCGUCAUAAGAAAGAAAUAUCGCUAACUCUCGAACGAUCCCUUACAUACGCCCAAGCAAGAGCCGGGGGGAGUUGAAAAGAAAGGAGGAAAAAAUAAACCGUAAAUUAAAAAAAAAAGGAAAAAAUAAAAAACGAAAACAAAGCCUAAAAACGGGGAGGAAGAAGGGGGGAAACCCUAGGUCUCGCAGCGGAGGCGACGAGAGGACGAUGGAGGCUGCAAGAUGAGCAUCAUCGAUGGCGAGAUCGGGCGAUCAGGAGCGCGAGAUCUGGGGGACGUGGGAGGAGCUCCUCCUCGCCUGUGCCGUUAACCGCCAUGGCACCCGGAGCUGGGACUCCGUCGCCAUGGAGGUCCAGGCCCGGAGCCCCUUCUCCCACCUCCUCACCCCACAAAACUGCCGCCAGCGCUACCGGGACCUCCAACGCCGCUUCGCCGUCGCCGCCGGGAUUGACGGUGGCGCCGAUGCCGCGGGCAAUGACUCGGCGGCGGCGGAAGUCCCCUGGCUGGAGGAGCUCCGGAAGCUCCGCGUGGCCGAGCUCCGGCGGGAGGUCGAACGAUACGAUCUUUCGAUCGUGUAAAGAAAUGCAUCCCUCGUCUUCUUUCUAUUUUUGGCAUUUUUUGGGUUUUUUUCUCUGUUUUUUAAGGUCUCUGGAAUUAAAGGUUAAAAAGCUCAAAGAGGAGCAAGAACGGAGCCUGCGGGAGACGGUAGCCGGCGAGCGAGAGGAGGAUCCGAAGGAUGACGAUACGAAAGUGGGCGGAUCGCCGGGAUCUACGCCGGGGUCGUUCGCCGGAGAUCGGAUCUCCGGCGGAGAUUCCGGCGGGUCGUGCAAUGAGUCGAACUCGACAAAUCCGAAGGAUGAGGGAAAACCCGGCGGAGAGGACGGGAAGCCGGAAGAGAAUCCGGGAUCCGGCGGAGGCGAAGCCGAUCCGACCGCCGGUAGGGGCGAGAAGGCCGCUGGGGAAGGGUCAUACAACGGCAGCUCGGACACGAUAGCGAAGGGCGAGGCGGCGACCGAGGCUGACCUUCCGCGGCCGCAGACGGGCGAGUCUGGCGAGUCGGUGGCCGAGUCGAAGGGUGGCGUGGCGGAGGCGGAGGGGGAGAAGGAGAGCAGCGACGUCCAGAGCUCCGCCAGCUUGUCGAGGCGGCGGAAGGGGUGGCGGGGAAAGGCGGCGUCCGCCAGUAGCAGCGGCGGCGACGAGCAGGAGGCGGACGAGGACUCCCUCAUCGCCAAGCGGAUAGCCACUGAAUCACAGCCGUUGGUGUCCUUCCUCGAGAUUAUCCGGUGUCACGAGUUCGGUUCUGUUUUCGAGCGCCGGCUCGAGAGCCAGGAAAGUGGUCGAUACCGGAGUGUGAUACGGCAACACGUGGACCUUGCGAUGGUGCGAGCGAAGCUGGAGCGCGGAGUCGGGAGGGCGUAUACAAGCGUGGAGUUCUUUCGCGAUCUACUGCUCCUUUGCAACAAUGCCAUUGUCUUCUACCCGAAAGACUCUUCCGAGUCCACUGCGGCAGUUCAUCUCCGGCAACUCGUCGCCAAGGAGAUGGCCGCCACCAUCCAGAAGCUGGCCCGACCGCCACCCGCAGCGGUGGAGCCUGCGCCGCCGCCUCUGCCGCCUCCCCCUCAGCCGAAGCCGAUCGUGCCUAAGCUCAAGAAGGAUCUGGACCUGGCCGACUCGUUACCUGAGAAGCCCUCUUCCUCAGCUCCCAUAAUCGCGUGCCGGAAGCGUAGCUCCAUCUCCAACAAAGCCAAGAAGGAGGAGAGGGACGAGAAGCAUGAUUUGGAUCGGAAGGAGCGGGAGAGGGAAGAGCAAAACCUCAGCGCCAAGAAGAGUCAUACCAGAGAAAGAUCCGCGACAAGAGGCUUGAGGACCAACAAGAACCGCAGCGGAAACAGAGCAGGAGGAGAAGGAGGUGCAGCGGUGGGAAAGAGCACGAACACCACUCCCAGCCACAAAUCCAAGCCUGUGGAGAGCACACCGGUCGCGGAAGUGGCGGUUAAGGCGGAGAAGAAGAGCGGCGGCGCGUCCGUGGAGAAGAAGCGGAGUUCAGCAAGCUUCUUGAACCGGAUUAAGCGGAGCUCGCCCUCGUCCAACGGGACGUUUCUGGAGACGCUGAAGGGAUCUUCCUCCGAGGGCGGCGGAAGAGGAGCGGAGCAGAAGAAAGGGGGAAAAGGAGACAGGAAAGACCAGGGCUCCCGCCAGGAAGGCGGCGCCACCUACGCGAAGAAAACACCAGAGCCGAGCGCUCCGGGGAAGAGGAGCGUAGGGAGGCCGCCGAAGAGGGUGGUGGCUCAGCCUAACCCGACGCUGGCGAAGAGGGCGAGGGAGGAGGCGGAGGCAGCGCCUGCUAAGCCGCCGACAGCGUCUUCCAGGAAGCGGGCGAGAAAGUGAGGGCGGCAGGUUGGAAUGUCCGAUGUAAGUUAUCUAUCCUAGUUGGGGGCUUAGUCGUAACUGUCUCAUGUUGUUAUUGUUUAUUUUGGCUUUUUUUUAAGCUAAAAUUUCCACGAAUUUUACUGAAUUGGCAUCCACUGUGACACGCUGUUGAUUAUGAGCUGGAGAAAUUAUAUCCGGACACCCGAUGUACCAUCUCAACAAUACACCAAGCCAAUAAAAUAGUGCGACAUGGAUAUUUUGGCGCCA